UGAAGGAGAUCAUUAAUACUCUUUAUGAAGAGUAUGUUGCUAAAUCAAUCAACCAAGGAAUUUUUACAAGUCCGGCAGGUUCUUCAAUGGCUUUUGAGAGCCAAGUCAGCCACCAAAGUUCUACACAUACUUGGGAUGAUUUUGAUGCAUAUUGUGCACAAGUUGAGACUGCAGAACCUAAAAGAUCAGAGUUAGUGGACUAUUUAGAAAAAGGGCGUCUUAAAAAGAAUGAGCUUCCUAGUGACUUUUCUUGUUUGGACUGGUGGAAGAUGAAUAGAAUGCAGUAUCCAAUACUGUCAAGAAUGGCGGCAGAUAUUUUAGCUAUACCUGUUACUAGUGUGGCUUCAGAAGCAACGUUUAGUGCUGGAACAAGGGUAAUUGAUUCUUAUCGUGCAUCAUUGUUACCGGAAACAGUACAAGCUUUACUUUGUGGGGGUGAUUGGCUUCGACAUAUACACGGAGUUACCAAAAAUAAAAAAGAUAAAUCGUACCAAGAAAUUUAUCUACCUUUAUCCAACUCAUGAAAGUACGAUGAAGACUUGUAGUUGAUGUGGAAUUGUCAGCUUGUAUGGACUAUUGAGUACUUUGAACUAUGCAGUUUGGACUUAUGAUGUAUUAUUAGUAAUGUAUGAGUACAAAAAUUAUUAUUAUUAUUUGAUGCAUCAUGCAUGUAGUUAAUUAAGUCAAAUUCGAGCUCCAACACGAGCUCGAACUCGAGCCAUGACGAGUCGAUAUUCGGCUCGAGCUCGAGCUCGAGUUCGAACAGUCGAGCCAAUCGAGCCGAGCUCGAGCUGCUCGAAAAUAAGACGAGCCGAGCUCGAGCUUCAUUUUUUGAGCUCGAUCGAACUCGAGCCGAGCUCGAGCUCUCAUGUUUCGAGUCGA
Messenger RNA from Ipomoea triloba (trilobed morning glory), 882 nucleotides. Its product is annotated as zinc finger BED domain-containing protein RICESLEEPER 2-like. The record is from RefSeq and is a predicted model, not a curated record. Lineage: Eukaryota; Viridiplantae; Streptophyta; Magnoliopsida; Solanales; Convolvulaceae. The transcript is spliced from 4 exons. Gene Ontology annotation, molecular function: protein dimerization activity. The coding region runs from base 87 to 524 and encodes 145 amino acids.